AUGCAAGCACCGAGUCGAACACCGGACCACAAUUUGAACACUCGUCAUAUCAGAACUCAAGACAAAGUAUGCCAUCAUUGGUUACAGGGUAAAUGCAGGUUUGGAUCGACCUGCAAGUUUCGCCAUGGUCUCGAGGAAAAGGGGAGACAAAAGGUACUUGGGUGUAUAUCUAUUCAACGUCCUAGAAUUAACAAUUAUACACGAAAGACAUCAAACCAAGCCUCUAUCGCAGAUGUAGGGAAAGUGGUACCAGGAAAUUUACCCCUGAAUCAGUUAGUGGUCCUUGAUAAGGAAGAUUUAGCUCAUCAAGCCUUCAGUAGGGGGCCGUUAAGCAAGGAUUUGAACGUCCGUGACAGAAGCGCUCGCGAUUCUCCUCAGCAUAUUCAAAGUAGCAAUUCAAAUCUUCCGUCGUUUGUUCCUGGUAUACGGAAUGCGCAACCCCGUAGCACCAAUGUCGACACCAAACUAUGUUGGGACUGGAAAAGUGGAAAAUGCUCAAGAGGCGAGAGGUGUCGUUUCAGCCAUGUAGAUCCUUUGAAUGUCGAGCGGACAGCAAAUCAGGCUCAGGAGAUACAGAUUCGUAGAGAACAGGAUGCGAAAGUCGUCGAACGAUACCCUAUAUUGGAUUCCAGCCUGGUAUCCUUCGGUGCUGGAUUGAACAUUCUGAAAAUCGUUGCAGGCUUCGACUUAUGCACCAUGAGAGUGAAAAACCUUCCCAUGGAUGCCAGAACGGAGGAAAUUGAAGAUAUUUUUCUUCAACAGGGAAUAUCAAAAUCGGAUUUCUUCGUUCGGCAAGUUAAGGUCGAAUUGGACAAACGGGAAGCGACUGUACUGAUCAGCUCAGAAUAUGGGACUACUCUUACACCGGGUCUUGAGGGCAUCCCAUUCCGCAAUGAAUAUUUGUCGUUCACAUUGGAUAACAAUACAAUCGGCACCAGCAUGGAUACCACGACACACAGUGCCCCUUUCGUGAUUGUUUCAUGGAAAAUUCCUUCCGAUACGAUAGUUGCUGGGUAUCAUAGCAUGGAGCAAGCGCAGACCAUGUCACAAAAAUUGAAUAUGACGACAUGGAAAGGCCGUCAGAUUCGCGCUGUGAUGAACGAGCGACCACAAGGGGUCGCUGGGUUGAGAAGUUUUAAUCCAGCUUCCGUCAAACUCAUGAACCUUCCGAUUACUGGGUCUGUCCCACCCGAUUUCCAUCAAUUCACGGGUACAAUGGACCAUAAAUUACUGAAGUCAUCCUCAUUCAAUAUUGAGGAAUCCCACGCAAGAAUCAAAGAGCUUCUUGGCGAAUUACCUGGUGUCCUAAAACAUUCCUAUGAAGUCAUAAACGUUGGCACCACAGACACAUCUGGCGAAGCCAAAGUCAAAGUGCAUUUCGAGGAAUGGGAAGAUGCAAAAAAUGCCCACACCACAAUUAGCGAGUUAGAAUGUGGGCUGCAUAAGCCCACCUUUAAGCCAUGGUUGCCCCCCAAACCUCUGCGAUAUACAAUCAAGAUCCCUGCGCAGCAAUAUGAAGCGUAG
Messenger RNA from Psilocybe cubensis, 1524 nucleotides. RefSeq lists its product as uncharacterized. The transcript has a single exon. Bases 1 to 1524 code for a protein of 507 amino acids. The record is from RefSeq and is a predicted model, not a curated record. NCBI's taxonomy places the organism in Eukaryota, Fungi, Basidiomycota, Agaricomycetes, Agaricales, Agrocybaceae. Gene Ontology annotation, molecular function: metal ion binding.